GAAAGCGGAAUCAGGCUGGGUCCCGUCUCUUGAUAUCAAAAGUUGACGCAUUCGUGACCGUCGUGAUCACUCGACAUCGCUGUAUGGAGCUGGCGUAACUUUUAUGUGUUUCCAGUUUUCGUGGUAUGUGUGAUGUGUGAAUUAAUGACACCUUGCUGCUUUGGUUUGAGUUCUUCAAUGUCUUCCGACUGGUGAGUGAGUCUCGGGAUGGCUGCCCAACAGGAGAAGCAGAUACGUCAUCGUGUGGCGAGUGAAGAGAAGGCGUUCCAUGUUGUGCUGCGCCUCCUGGAAAACCCCAUAGCAGAGGACUACCUCAAGGAUGCUGGUCAGCUGAUCUCGACCAGUCACUAUGCUGAUGUGGUUGAGGAACGGUCCAUAGCCAAGGACUGUGGCUACCCCAUCUGUAGCAACAAGCUGGCAAAAGUUCCUAAACAGCAGUACAAAAUAUGCACAAAGUCAAAUAUGGUCUAUGAUAUCACAGAGAGGAAGAAAUUUUGCAGUAACUUCUGCCUUAAGGCCUCUCAGUUCUUUGAGAAGCAGAUAUUAACAUCACCAGUUUGGUCGAGGGAACAUGAACCCAAGGUGGACUUUGAGUUCCUAGCCGUACAAGCCAAGAGAUGUGCUGUCGGUGAUGAGGUGUUGCUGAGCUUGCCACAGACAGACUUGAAGAAGGAGGUACUGAAACUAGAAAAGCAGGACCAGAUCAGUUCCCCUAAACAGAAGCAACCUGACAGAGCUGCAAGUCCUGAAUCAAGCACAGUAACUACCCAGCCCCAAACAGAUGACGAUUCUUCAAACCUACUCUCCAACAUUGUAGAACACAUGGCUGACAUGACUGUUGCUGACGUCCAUCAGGUUCAUGGAAUUAAUGUGGACUUCUCAGAGCCGAGUACUCAAGGGGAGGCAACUCUUGAGAAAGUGAAGGAUGUUUGUCCGAUGUCAGCGAAAAUAGAUACAUUAGAAAAGGAAGAGAGGGUUACUAAUGAUCAAAGUGCCUUAGAAAUUAAUAGGAUUGAAGAUGAAAGUUCAACGGUUGAAGGUAAAAUAGGUCAAGGUGUGUCUGAAGGUGAGGGUCAUGUUGCAAGUUCAGAGGUUAAGGGUCAGCGUAACGGAGAGUCGAAAGAAGACUAUGUGAUGAGGCUACUGAGUAGAAAGAAGCAUCUGUUGGGUCAACUGGCAGAUAUUCAGGAAGCAGAAGGAGGCAAGAAAACUGAUAAGGAUGAAUCCGGUUCUUCGAGUAAAGAGAGUGGUCAUAAUGUGAUUGACUCGGAUGAAGAGGAUGACGAUGCUUGUAUUGAGGAUGGGCAUAAGAUACAGGAAAACAUUAUCACAGAUAUGUCUCUUGAAAAGAGAACAAAAGUUUCAGAUCUCCAUCCUGCCACUGUAUUAAUCACAGAUCUGUCAGCCUCUGCUAAAGGAGGUCCUACUGCUGAAACAUCACCAUCACAAAUACAGACACCAGCUAAAGGUACAGGUCCUACUGCUAAAACAUCACCAUCACAAAUACAGACGCCAGCUAAAGGUACAGGUCCUACUGCUAAAACAUCACCAUCACAAAUACAGACACCAGCUAAAGGAACCGGUCCUGCUAAAACAUCACCUUCACAAAUACAGACGCCAGCUAAAGGUACAGGUCCUGCUAAAACAUCACCGUCACAAAUACAGACGCCAGCUAAAGGUACAGGUCCUACUUCAAAAACACCAGCUUCCACAUUACUUCCUCUCAAUGCAGUUGCCAAGGUGCUGGAAGAAUGGGUCACACGGGACUCUCUUAAGUUCUUGGGCGUUGUUGAGAAAGAGGCUAUGGCUGUGAACCAGCCAGAGCUUGACAAGAAGUAUGGUGAACUGUGCAAGAUGGUAGCAGAUCAGGAGAAAGAUUUUGAGAGCCUGCUUGGGGAAGUGCAAGUAGAAGAUGACAAACAGGCAUCAGGACCAUUACCGGACUACAAGCAGAUAGAAGCUGAGGCUAAAGACUUUGAGCUGAGAGUGAGGGAGUUCUACAGGGGGUCGGUGGGGGGAAGGAAAAAGUGGACGAAGGACAAAGUUGAAAACACACAGCAGUCUGCAGGAAGUCCGCGCCAGAAGGUGCAGCUGCCGACUGUAGACUCCCACGACCAGAUGGUGAUACGGAGGAAGAUAGUGCUGGAGAGACUGGACAAAGUAAUUCCCGAUCUCCUGUCUCCCCUGUGUCUCUCCAUCCAAGAUGUGUCGCAGCACCUCCGAGAACUCGUCUACACAUUCAGUUUCACAAGUCAGAAUAUUCUCUUCAAGCCAGGACAGUGGAGCCUGGUGGCGUUCAUCCUGAUGAAGAUGCUGGCAUUGAAGUCGAAGAGGAUCCAGGCAUCCUUCAAAGAACAGUCAGCCUUUAAAUACUUCAACAUUCUUCUGACUGGCAUUGGCCAUACACUUGCUGAUCUGGAUGAAGUUGUGGAAUGGCUGGCAUGUCUGAAGCUACACAGUUGACACCUCAGCUUGUUGUACACCGAGAAGUCCUCACAUCAUCAGAUACAAACUCAGGGGACUGAUCAUUGAAGUACCCUCUGAAUUACUGUUAAGCAUUAAUUGUCAUAUAAAGACUUAUGAAGACAUUAAAUAGAAAUAUACCC
Haliotis rufescens (red abalone) is the source of this 2606-nucleotide messenger RNA. Its product is annotated as putative RNA polymerase II subunit B1 CTD phosphatase RPAP2. The record is from RefSeq and is a predicted model, not a curated record. Gene Ontology annotation, cellular component: nucleus; cytoplasm. Lineage: Eukaryota; Metazoa; Mollusca; Gastropoda; Lepetellida; Haliotidae. The transcript has 10 exons. Gene Ontology annotation, molecular function: RNA polymerase core enzyme binding; RNA polymerase II CTD heptapeptide repeat phosphatase activity. The coding region runs from base 208 to 2463 and encodes 751 amino acids.